This is a messenger RNA of Pygocentrus nattereri (red-bellied piranha), 1292 nucleotides long. RefSeq names its product lysozyme C-like. Gene Ontology annotation, molecular function: lysozyme activity. Lineage: Eukaryota; Metazoa; Chordata; Actinopteri; Characiformes; Serrasalmidae. Bases 1 to 807 code for a protein of 268 amino acids. The record is from RefSeq and is a predicted model, not a curated record. The transcript has 7 exons.
AUGAAGAUUUGGGUGCUCCUCCUGCUGGUGGCGGUGGCCAGUGCCAAGGUGUUCGACAGAUGCGAGCUGGCGAGAACGCUGAAAACAGCUGGAAUGUCCGGCUUCAAAGGUGUCAGUCUGGCUAACUGGGUUUGCCUGGCCAACGCAGAGUCCAGCUUCAAUACUCGAAUCACCAACAAAAACUCUGACGGAUCAACAGACUAUGGCAUUUUCCAGAUUAACAAUCGCUGGUGGUGCUCUGAUGGCCAGUUCCCCAGCCACUGUGGCCUUCCUCCAACAGAGCUACUGACUGAUAACAUCUCCACUGCCACCCAGUGUGCCAAGACCAUAGUGAGUCAGCAGGGCAUCUCAGCAUGCACAAUGAAGAUUUGGGUGUUCCUCCUGCUGGUGGCGGUGGCCAGUGCCAAGGUGUUCGACAGAUGUGAAUUGGCGAGAACGCUGAAAGCAGCUGGAAUGUCCGGCUUCAAGAACGUCAGUCUGGCUGACUGGGUUUGCACGGCCUAUGCGGAGUCCAGGUACAACACGCAGGCCACCAACAGAAACACUGACGGUUCAACGGACUAUGGCAUUUUCCAGAUCAACAAUCGCUGGUGGUGCUCUAAUGGCCAGUUUCCCAGCUACAACGGCUGUCGAAUCUCCUGCAGCCAACUACUGACUAAUGACAUCUCCACUGCCAUCCAGUGUGCCAAGAUCAUUGUGAGUCAGCAGGGCAUCUCAGCAUGGGUGGGGUGGCGUAAUACAUGUGAGAACAAAGAUGUGAGCCAGUACAUCGCAGGUUGUGGAGUUCAAAUGAAGAGCGCUGAAUGAUGGAUUGUAAGCUUAAUUAACUGCAUCUUGUAAAUAAUAUUGUAGCGCAAUGUUUUUUUCUCAUAAAUUAUUAAAAUGAAUUGUGCUAUAUUUGCUAAACUCAAAUCAUAUAAGGCAGAACAUAAUAAUUUUUAUUUUGUUUAACAUCAUGUGCAAAAGUUAUGCAAUAUAUUAUGCAAGCUUUAAGAAGAAAGCAUGCUGCAGAUAGCAAAGGGGAAAUGAAUGAUUACUAGCAUUACAGCUUUACAAUCAUUAUCAAACUUUAAUAAUCAAGACUUGUAUAUGUCAACAUGAGAAAAGCAUCAAAUAAAUAGCUAGAACAUGCAAAGAUGUUCUAGGUUUCUUCUGUUUUCAACCAAUAAUUUACAAUAAUGGAGAGCUGGCUGGCUAUAGUUUCCUAUGUAUAUUCUGCAGGGUGUAGACGAGAAGUUCAAAGGCUGUAUACAAGAUUUUUUAAUCUAUAAAUAAAGUGUGAAUUAAAGAAA